CCGUCGGCUGACAUAUCAUAACAGAGCUACACCGAGUUUGGCGCUGAACACUACGUUACAACACGCAGCAGAGAAGCCGUAUACUAUUAUUGAGUGUGCAUCAAGCCUCGCAAGCUUUGGCGAUUACAUCCAGUGCUGCGAAUAACUAGAAUUUCGGCUUUUGUUUUUGCAAUUUUAUGUGUGUGCUUUUGUUAGUUAUCGCAAAAUAGUCCUGGUUCUGGCCAAGUCAUGGAUUCGCGGACCUGGUUUCGCAACCUUUGGCAAGUGAAUUUUUAAAACAAACCUUUAGGCGUCAUUUCGAUUCUUAUUGUGAAGUGAAGUGAUCUUCGAACUAAAAAAAUCCAAUAUUUUGUGGACACAGCUGAUGCCAAAUCAACUCCUAUCCAAACUACGACUAAAACGAAGUGGACUCGUCAGUUUGGAUUUAGGUUAUGUAAUCGGAUAUCAAAACUAAUUCCUAGCCGUUCUUCAGCGACUUCUUUUUUUUUUCUUCUUCAUAAUCAAGUGGAAUCCUUUACUCAGCAAUCAUGUCCCUCAAUCACGUAGUUGUUUAUCUGUUUUUAUCACUCACCAUUACGAUCGGGCAACUGUCAACCACCGAGACGUGCGUGGAUUUCUGUCAUGUGGAAAACUACUGCAUCUUGCAGUGCUCCUCAGAGAACAGUCCGGACAAUUCACCUAACGACUUGUGGUGUGAUGCAUCGUGUAGAAAGGAACACUGCAUUGGCGGUUGCCGCCAGUGGGACAGAGCCUUGAAUUCCAGUUGCUAUGCCGCCUGCAAUUCUACCGAUGGGCACACCCGAGGACAGACCCUCUAUUGUUUGCGGGGAUGCAACUUGGCCAUCUCUUCUUACGUCGACGAAAUCAAAGCUCGGAUGGGGAGGAUCGCGGCGCCGAUUCCAAUUGCCGGGUCGAUUAGCAACACUUCGGUGACGCUGGAGUGGAAAUGGAAUUCGACGGGCCUGGGCUGGCUGCACAUGAGCCACGCGAUCAACGUUUCCAUCAAAUGGUGCCACUCUCAGCCCGAAAUGUGCAGCACUUGGGAGGCCGUCCCUAACGCCACGGGACGGUCCGGCCAAUCGCUGGUGACGGUGAACGAACUUCGACCCUACACCAACUAUCGGUUUCGCCUAGUGAUCGUCUUGGCCUCCGAUCGGGAGCCGCUGACGUCCGAGGAAUCAGCUCCCGUCCUGACGUUGCCCUCCGGUUUGCCCAGCUCGCCGCCCGUCAAUCUCCGGGCCGUCGUCCUGGACGCCAACCGCAUUUCCAUCAGCUGGGACCCGCCGCACUAUCCCAACGGACCGCUCGUGUCCUAUUCUCUCAACAUCCAAGAAGCCUCAUCGCAAAAUGCGGCCGACAGCUAUCAAGGCUCUCAGGAUGUUGUCGCAAACAGUCGCUCUUACACCUUCGUUCAUCUCAAACCCAACACUACUUACGUUGUAUCGGUGGCUGCGUGUAAUUCUGUCGCCGGAGGCGUUGGCCCUUUCGCAAGCCGUCCGGUAACUACGUAUCCGUUGGAAAAACUUGGUAAUGAUUUGAAGCCAUAUUUCCUGAUCGUCGUUGACAACAAGUUCAUCUACCGCCACGAACCGGGGCUAAUCGAUUACACAAAAUCGCCGAUUCACGAAAGUCCGACCAACUCCAUUACAGGUCUGGCCGUUCACGCCCGUCAAGGUUCUUUGUUCAUGGCCGACGACGAUGGAUACGUCUACGAGUUGAGUCUCAAGUCGAAAUCGGACGUUCGAAACCGCUGGCACGUUGGCAAAGAAAUCGUCCACGUCGUGGGACUCAGCGUCGAUUGGCUCUUUGAUCGUCUCUACUUGCUGAUCGAGAACGCCGAAGGCACCAGCUGGCAAAUCUCCCGCUGCAAAUUGGAUGGUCGCGAAUCGACAUAUGUUGUGACUGAUAUCGCCCAUAAACCGUCCCACUUUGAAGUUGAUCCGUUCAACGGUUUCCUCGUAUGGGCAGUCAACGAGACAGACGCAACUGGUGGUCUAUUCAUAGUCGAUUUGGCUUAUCUGACUGAUCAGCCCUUAUCGGCAGCCGAGGUUAAAACUGAACUGGACGGCCCAAUUCGGCAAAUCGUUAAAAACGUCGCCAUUUCAGCUUUCAAAGCCGACCCCAUCAAUUCCCGUGUAUUUGUCAUGAUGAACGACGUGCCAACCAACCGAACCAUUCAAGCCAUUCCUUACAGCGGGAGCUGGCCGAAAACCGUUCGGCAUUCGUUGCGUGACGCGGAAGAUGUCAGUUAUAUGGCAUAUCUGGACGACGUUUUCUAUUGGAUUAAUCUCGGGCAUUCGUUUUUCGAAGAAGUCGACCCCAAGAGGGACAUCCAUGUGCACCGGUUUGCCCCGAAAGCCGAAAGCAGCCACACAGCUCUCGUCCUCUGCGACAUUCGAAGCCAACCGACUCCCAUUCCACUGACGCCCAUUCGCAAUCUCGAAGCUCUUUUCGGCUCCGAUUCCGUCUACGUCAGGUGGGACCCUCCGUCCACCGUCUCCCACAGAGGCAGAGGCGCCUGGCAGAACUGGUCCUACCACAUCCAAAUCGGCGACGUUCAACGGGACAUUUCAGUGGCCGAAAACGACAUCAACACCACCGAAAUCAAAUUGAAUGUCUUGCGCCCCAACACGACUUAUUCGAUUGUGGUCCAGCCGGCCACGGAUUACGAUCGUAUGCGCUACGCUCCGCUUCGUCCCAUCUCGUCCGAUUCCGGUCACGUCGUGUCCAUCAGCUCCUAUUUCUUUGGCAAGACGCUGGCUAGCGGCGAAGAGCUGAGGCCAAUAUACUGGGCGACCAGUGACGGUGCCAUUUACCAAUCCACCUCAGUAGGAGAGGAUGUCCGUGAAUUUUCGGGUCUCAAUUUUUCGCUUUUUCCCAAUCGAGAACAGAAAAAUCGCCAUGGAAUCAAAGAAUCGGUAGAGGUCAUCAAUAUGGCCUGGAUGAACGACUCCAUUUACGUCGUGACCAACACCAAUAGGGUCUACCACAUCGACUUACCUUCACGCAACAUUACCAUCAUGGAGGGACUAGAGGCAUCCAGUGUUGCCACCGAUUGGCUUUCCCGUAAACUCUACUGGUCUUCUACUAACAGACAAACGAUUGGACGCUGUUUAGCCGACGGCAGUGAACCGGAAUGGUUGCCAAUCAUCGGCCGGGCUACUUCUUUAGCUGUGCACUCCACCAAAGGGAAACUGGUCUGGUGUACCGGCCACUCGGUCGAAGGUAGUUUCCUUAACGCCGAUGAGCGCCACAUCUACUGGUCUUCGGGACUUCAUUCAGGCAAUCAAGCUUUAGGAAUGACCAUAGAUUACGAUAAAGACCAAGUUUACUGGCUGGUGAAGAAACUCAACGGGGACUCACUUCUAUACAGAAAUAACAUUGAUUCCUCAAACAGCGCGCCAUGGAUUAACCAAAUCGCAUCAUCGGCUAGAGGUCCAUUGCAGUACAUGUCAGAUCGGUUAAUUUGGCUUCAAGAUUUGCAAGACAAGAUCAUCAUCAGCGAUCUGAAUGGCACCAACACCUAUCAACUAAACAGUCCCAAGCAGCUACGCGUCUCGUGGUUUCUUCCAGCGCAUCUUCCUCUCUCGCAAUCUUCGGCUAGACCAACUGUCAUUCCCGAUUCCGUGGAUGCAUCGUCUAUUCUGCUGAAACCAAUGCUCGAUGGAGGUCUGGUCAUAACUUGGUCACCAAUCACAAAUGUCAAUUAUGGCAAUGUCUCUUACGACAUUCGCGUCAGCUACAAGGAUGACAAUUGCACUGCGGUGACUGUCAAUGCUCGUUACACAGUGCCGUUGCACUGGAAGGUGUCCCCUUAUUCUGAAAUAUCUAUUUCAAUCAGAGCAUUCACCGUCUGGGGAUCGGCAAACAUUUCCGACGUCAUUUUGAGAUCACCACCUUCCACGCCGGAAAUUCCUCUGAAACCCCGGGCUUUCGUCUCCUUCAUUCGCAACGGGAGUAGCGUGUUAACUGAGGUGGUGAUUCAUUUCCGGUGGUCUCCUCCGGCCAAGUCGAACGGCGAACUCACUGGAUACAGGAUACAUUUCUGUCACGAUGGAACGCCUAGCGAUGACUGCCAAGACUUCGACGUCUCCGCUGGCGCCACUGAAUUUAUUGCGCCCAAUUUGGUGAUGGAUGAUAAUUACACUUUUACGGUUAAAGCCUUCACUGAAAUCGGCUAUGGACCAGAAACUCGACCACUAAAAGUAUCGACCUCAGUUGAGACUCCGAUUCCCCAUUUGGUGAUAUUCACCUCGAACUUGUUGUGGUUGGCAGAUUUGGACAACCACGCCUCUUUGAACCAAUCUCUCGCUAAAAGAACCAUCUCGGUGCCAUCACCCGCAGUGGCAGUGGCGUUCAUCAAUCACGAUCGUAAAAUUUACUGGAUCGACACCCAAGGCGAUCUGUAUUCUCACGACUUGAGCAGCAAUGACAUCAAGAAGAUUCAUCACCUUAAUGGGACUGGCCAGAGCUUAACCAUUGACUGGAUCAGCCGCCAUGCCUACUGGUCACAAAGAGAAAUGGGCGUUUCAUCUAUUUAUCAACUGGAUUUGAACAAAAAGGCCGACGAAGAUACCAUUCCUCGUCUUGUGCUGCGUGAUCCCCGUAUGGUUAGAUUAGUUGAAGUCGACCCGUUCACCAGUCGGUUGAUUUGGGUGUCGGACAACCACAACGGAACAGGAACAUUAAUGACAACGGACAUUCGCGGUGGUCAAAAUUGUCUCUUCUUAAACAACCCCCAGUACUGCGGCUCUGCUGGCGCUAACAACAACAGCGUUUACACUCCUCCAUUGGCUUUGCAAACGAUUUCGACUGUCGACUGGUCUGACACGAAUAGCCCCCGUCUCUUGUGGACGGCCCACAACGACGAUAUCUGGUCUUCGGAUUUGAAGGGUUGUCACUCGGCACCCGAGCUCAGCUCAUCGGAAGUCAAACGAACUGGACGCUGGCCGAUUUCCUCCUUGGCCGUAGAUCGCACACAUUUUUACUGGAUCGAUGUUAAGGAACGUCGAAUACAUAAGAUGCGCCGCUCCUUAUCCAUCAUUGAGCGCACGACGCAGUCCGGAUCGACUAGUGCUUUCACCAGUCGUAGUGAAGUGCUGGUCGAGCUGGUCAAUGUCUACAAGGUCUUGACCUUUGGAACCAACUUCCAGCCGCUUCCUAAUAUCGAGUGUCUGGCUCCCAGCUCUUUGCCGUACAGUGUCAAAUUGGUAAACAGCACCCACAACGGCCUCACGUUGUCGAUGCCAGUUCCUCACAGGCCCGCAAAAUGCAACGGAAUGACUAUGCCUCCGCCGCUUUAUCAUCUCUACUAUGGCCCGUACGUGUCAAAUCAGACAGACGGAUGUCGACAUCAUCUAAAUAAGUGCCUAAAUGAGACUAGUAGCAAUGGCGUUGUAGUUUUGCGGAAACUCCUCUCGAACACCAAAUAUGUUGUGCACGUUAGCAUCAUUAACCACUACUGGCCAGUCAAAAAUUCUUUGCCAAAUAUUGUGAUGGAAAGCGCAGUUAUAUUCUCAACCCAAGCCGGAGCUCCUUCUAAGCCCAGAGAAGUCACCGCUAUGCCGAUCAGCCCCAAAUCCGUUCGAGUACAGUGGCUUCAGCCGCUUUCCUUAAAUGGCAUCAAUGUGACGUAUUCCAUUCAUUGGUUGUCAGAAAACAAAUUUGGACCUCCCAUCGAAGGACAAACGAAGGUAUCUGAAGAAGGUUUCAAGGAUCAGACGGGGCAGCUUCGAUAUUCCACGGAUAUUACUUCGCUUACUGCCGACAGCGUUUACGCAUUCACAGUCAAUGCUUAUUCUACCAACGGUCAAUCAAAUAAAAGUGAUUUCGCAACAGCCAAAACGUUCGAGAAUCCCAAACCGCUUUCGAUAAAAAAUAUUACAUCUUCGUCAAUAUCUCUGGAAUGGAAAUCGCCAAGCACUCUAAAUAUCACCAGGCACACCCUUCUGUGGUCAAUUUCGAAACAAGGAGAUUGGAAAGAACUUCAACAGCCAAUUGAUACAACAGCCGACAAUCUGUAUGAUUUUGACGCCUUCGGUUUGUCACCCAGGACUAGUUAUUCCUUUCGCUUGAAACUUGAAUAUUACCCCGUGAAAACAUAUUUCUUUUGGCCGACCGACGAAGACGGCUUAUCUCUGACUACCAAGGGAAAUGUCCCGGAUCAACCGCUCACACCCAGAGCGCAGAAAAUCGUCGACAACCUAGUUGAGUUGUGGUGGGGACCCACGGCGACCAACGGCUAUCCCAUUCUGCGAUAUCUUCUGGAAAUGAGGAAUGUUGAGGAUGCCGAUUUCUCAUCAGUUAGGAGCAAAAAUGAAACAGAAUCGGGAAGGUCUGCGACACAUGCAAAUUCUCAGUCUGCUUGGAAACCCAUAUAUAACGGGUCAGAUCACUUCUACGUAGUACCUAACCUUAAAUCAGGUAUUAGGUAUCAGUUCCGGGUACAGGCAUUCAACGACAUGGGUGCGAGUGAAGUCAGUGAAUCUAGUCCCACUUUUCAAAUGACUUCAAGCAACUCCAGCAUUACCAUGAUUGUUUUAGUCUCAGCUCUGAUAGCUUUCUGCUCGGUCAUGUUCAUCUUUCUCUUCUAUGUUUGUAAACGAACCCAAUUUCAAGGCAAGAAAUCUAGUGGAACCAUCUCUCAUACCACCACAGGGUCAGAAAUGACUGACUUGGCCACACUGCGGGAGCUUCCGCGGAGGGAAAGCUUUAUUCAGCAGAAUAAUGCUAUUUAUGGUGUCGGCGAUGGCGAUGUAGAUCAAGAGUUGGCUUUGCUGCCUCACAUUCGCUUUGAAGACCUACUUAUCACCAAAUUUCUUGGAAGAGGCGCCUUUGGUGAAGUUUUCGAAGGCACUACAUGCAACUUACCGGGUUCGAAUCAGUACCACACGAAAGUGGCUGUCAAGACUCUACGCAAGGGAGCUACUGAUCAAGAGAAAGGCGAAUUCCUUAAAGAAGCCAUACUAAUGAGCCAAUUUAAACACAAACACAUUUUAAGACUCCUGGGCGUUUGUUUGGAUGCUGAUCCCAAUUUCAUCUUGCUGGAGCUAAUGGAAGGCGGCGACCUUCUCUCUUUCCUGCGAAAUAAUCGACCGUCUCUUCGUGAACCGCCGGUCAACAGCGCCACCUGUUGCCAGUUGGGAUUGCUGGACUUGGUUUCCAUGUGUGUCGACGUAGCCAAGGGAUGCUGUUACCUGGAAGAACUGCAUUUUGUCCACCGAGAUCUUGCCGCUAGAAAUUGCCUGGUCUCUAGUCGCGACCCUCGCUUUCGAGUUGUUAAAAUUGGCGACUUUGGCCUGGCUCGCGAUAUUUACCGCAACGAUUAUUAUCGGAAGGAAGGCGAAGGACUCUUGCCAGUCAGGUGGAUGGCUCCUGAAUCGUUAGUAGACGGGGUAUUUACAAGCCAAACAGAUGUUUGGUCGUUUGGUGUGCUGCUAUGGGAAAUCCUAACACUUGGCCAGCAACCCUAUCCUGCUCGAACUAACCUUCAAGUUUUACACUUCGUGCGAACUGGUGGUCGGCUCGAUCGACCACCCAACUGCCCCGAUUCUCUGUUUGAACUAAUGAUGAGCUGCUGGUCCUAUGAACCCUCCACCCGUCCGACAUUCACUAAGUGCCUUGCGGAAUUAUUAAAUCUUCAGGACAAACUACAACAUUCACCUUUCACUGCCGUGCACAACGGUCAUUACGUCGGAGGCGAUCGACUUUACCAAACGGAUCCAUGGGAAACAAAUCGCGAUUCCGUGGGAUCGAGCGAGUCGUGUUCUUACCUUGACCAGCAUUCCUUGGAACAAGGACCAGCAAUCUACACCAACGAUAUAGCGGCAGUGCUUCAUGGUCUAGUGAGCCCUAACGCAAGGCAAACUAUUGGUGUCAAUAAUGUGCUGCAUCGUUUGGAACGGUGCUCGUCGGUCCGAAAUCCGAGGGAUCGACACAUUGGCCCUCCCAUAUCAAUCGUCCGGUCCAAUUCUACAACGGAAGGUUCAACUCAAUCGAUGGCCAGUGCACACGGUCGCUAUUUGGAACUGCUCAGAGAUCCGGUGAUUUAUCACAGCAGCCACGGGUGCAACGGUGGCUACGAAGUGCCUCGCAAUAUUCGCUACGGAUCUCGACAGAUAUUUACGGAUGCAAACGAGCUGUUACCGCGCUCACACAGCAGCAACAGUCAAGUCGAUGACGAUCUGAGUGAUGUGACGGACGAGAGUUGCUUGGCCAACGAAAGCGUGUGUGCAAGUAUACCUUCGCCUACCAACACCAUUCACUCAACUUUUGGUGUUACAACGAUGCCUUCCGAAAUGAAUCAUCAUUUAUAAUAAGCCAUAUCAUUUCAAUUUGCACAGUUCUCAUCUGUGCAGCGUGCUCACCCGCAAUAAAGCGCCUUCUCAUUUGACCUUACAUGCAGCCAAAAGACCGGUGAAAACUGCGGUAUUGAUUUGAUGAUGUCUAUUAUCUAAUAUUAUUAUUGUAGCCCAACUUGAGAUAUUUCGAACUAGGAAACAUUUUCCAUGUUUUUUCCCCUUCUGUAUAUAUGUACCUACAUAUAUUAUCACCAAUUAUAAAUGAGAAACAAAAUUAUUGUUCACACCACUAUUAACCUACGUAACUGUUAAUUCUUUAUUGUUUGUAAAUGUUUCGAUUGCACAAUCAUUUCAACGUUAAUCCGCCCUGUUCAUUUUUCAUUUACCAAUGAUGUAUCAUAUCUACAGUUUUGUUAUCUAUAAUUGCCGCUGUUAAUGUACACCAAUUCGAAUGUGGCCUUGUCUAUCAUAGUUACUAGAAUAUGUAAGGGAUUGUGGCGAUAAUUAAACGUGGAUUGGAUUCUAGCAUUCUGCGAUAUCAAUAAUAACUGAAUGAAUACUCGCUGUUUCUAUUUUUUACUAUUUGAUGUAUAUAGAGAGGCUUCGUCGUAAGCUGAACAACAAUUUUUGUUAUAGUAAAUAAAAACAUUUGUCGUU
Daphnia pulicaria is the source of this 8957-nucleotide messenger RNA. RefSeq names its product proto-oncogene tyrosine-protein kinase ROS-like (gene sev). Lineage: Eukaryota; Metazoa; Arthropoda; Branchiopoda; Diplostraca; Daphniidae. Gene Ontology annotation, biological process: cell surface receptor protein tyrosine kinase signaling pathway; regulation of TOR signaling; protein phosphorylation. The record is from RefSeq and is a predicted model, not a curated record. Bases 528 to 8315 code for a protein of 2595 amino acids. Gene Ontology annotation, cellular component: membrane; signaling receptor complex. Gene Ontology annotation, molecular function: transmembrane receptor protein tyrosine kinase activity; protein binding; ATP binding. The transcript is spliced from 35 exons.